CAUACGUGGAAAUUCAACCGUGCUCCGACUUCCAGCCAUGCCCAUCAUCACCACCAACCACCACUGCUUAAGCACCUGCUCUGGGCUGGACACUGUCCUGGACCUUGUGGGGGGACUCAAAAAAGAGAAAAGACAUGGCCCUUGCCCUCCAGCACCUUGUAAUUUAUUUCGGGAGCUGAAACCCACUCACAUGAAGCGGCGUAAGAACACUAAACAGAAGUACUUCACUAGAAUGGACACCAGGAAAAAAGUUCACGCAUUUGUGCGUGUCAAGCCCACUGAUGACUUUGCUCAUGAGAUGAUCACAUAUGGAGAUGACAACAAAAGUAUUGACAUUCACUUUAAGAAAGACACACGGAGAGGGAUUGUCAAUAACCAACAGACAGACUGGUCAUUCAAGCUGGACGGAGUUCUCCAUGAUGCCUCCCAGGACUUGGUUUAUGAAACAGUUGCACAGGAUGUGGUCUCUCAGGCCCUCGAUGGCUACAAUGGCACCAUCAUCUGUUAUGGGCAGACGGGAGCUGGCAAGACAUACACCAUGACGGGGGCAACUGAGAAUUACAAGCACCGGGGGAUCCUUCCUCGUGCCCUGCAGCAGGUGUUCAGGAUGAUCAAAGAGCGCCCCACACAUGCUAUCACUGUGCGUGUCUCCUACUUGGAAAUCUAUAAUGAGAGCCUGUUUGACCUCCUGUCCACCCUGCCCUACGUGGGCCCUUCCGACACACCCAUGACCAUCGUGGAAAAUCCUCAGGGAGUCUUUGUGAAGGGCUUGUCCGUGCACCUCACCAGUCAGGAGGAGGAUGCCUUCAGUCUGCUUUUUGAGGGAGAGACCAACAGGAUCAUAGCCUCGCACUCGAUGAACAAACACUCGUCCAGGUCACACUGCAUUUUCACCAUCUACGUGGAGGCCCAUUCUCGGACCUUAUCGAACGAAAAGUACAUCACUUCCAAAAUCAACCUGGUGGACCUGGCGGGCUCGGAGAGGCUGGGCAAGUCUGGGUCUGACGGCCGAGUCCUGAAGGAAGCCACCUACAUCAACAAGUCACUGUCCUUCCUGGAACAGGCGAUCAUCGCCCUAGGGGACCAGAAACGGGACCACAUCCCCUUCCGGCAGUGCAAGCUCACCCACGCCCUGAAGGACUCCUUAGGGGGAAACUGCAACAUGGUCCUGGUGACAAACAUCCAUGGAGAAGCCGCCCAGUUGGAAGAAACGCUGUCCUCGCUGCGGUUUGCCAGCAGGAUGAAGCUGGUCACCACAGAGCCUGCCAUCAACGAGAAGUAUGACGCAGAGCGGAUGAUCAAGAACCUGGAGAAGGAAGUGGCGCUGCUGAAGCAAGAGCUGGCCAUCCAUGACAGCUUGGCCAACCGCACCCUCGUGACCUAUGACCCCAUGGAUGAAAUUCAGAUUGCCGAGAUCAACUCCCAGGUGCGGAGGUACCUGGAGGGGACGCUGGACGAGAUCGACAUCAUCAACCUCAGACAGAUCCAGGAGGUCUUCAACCAGUUCCGGGUGGUUCUGAGCCAACAGGAACAGGAAGUAGAGUCCACCCUGCUCAGGAAGUUCACCAUCACCGACAAGAGUGAUUUCACGACCAUCUCUGCUGUCCAGAAGACAGGACUUGUGGAUGUCGACGGCAGCCAAGCAAGUGAGCCUGACGAGCAAGCCUUUGGACUCGGUGCUGCCCCUUCCUCCAGCAAGCCCGGGAAGAAGUCCAAGCCCAAGAAGACAUUCAAAGUGCCGCCCAGGUCUUCAGCAAAAAAGAAAGGUGCCAGCAGCCCCGUGAGCAGCCGGGACCUGGAUCUGCCUUCCUCCUCCAAGACCCAGCUGGUCCCGGGGGAAGUCAAAGACAUACUUAUGCAAGACCAUGAGAUGUCCAGCAUGGAGCGCCUUCCCUCAGACUCCCCGAAGGAGGAGUUACGCCCACCCAGACCCAGUACCCCACCCUCCAAGGCCAUGGCCUUCGAAGAAUUUAAGAAGGAGCAAGGGAGCAUGAUCAACUGCAUCUUUAAAGAGAACAAGGCCAUCCUGAACGAACGGAGCAGGAAAGCCAGCGAGGUCACACAGCGCAUCAACGCCAUCAAGCGGGAAAUUGACGAGACCAAGGAGGCUCUGGAGUUCCAGAAGUCGCUAGGGGAGAAGCAAGGUCAGUAUGAGUCCAAGGGAAUGCUGGUGGUGGACGAGGAGGAGUUCCAGCUGAUCCUGAAACUCAAAGACCUCAAGAAGCAGUACCGCAGCGAGUACAAGGACCUGCUCGACCUCCGAGCCGAGAUCCAGUACUGCCGGCGCCUGGUGGACCAGUGUCGCCACCGCCUGCUCACGGAAUUUGACAUCUGGUACAACGAGUCCUUUGUCAUCCCUGCGGACGUGCAGAUGGCAUUGAAGCCAGGUGGCAGCAUUCGGCCGGGCAUGGUGCCCUCCAGCAAGAUCACAUCCCUGGGAGAAGAUGAUCUGGACAAGUUCACCCAACUGCAGCAGACGGUGCUGCCUGAGGGUCCCGAUUCUGUUUCCUUCUACAAUGCCAAAAUCAAGACAGAACAGAAGCACAAUUAUUUGAAAACUAUGACAGGCCUGCAGCGGACACACAGAAAAUAGUCUCGCUACCAGCACCUGGAAGGAGAGGACCAGCAACUCACUCCAACCUGCUCUUGCUUCGGCCUGGCGUUGCCACCAAGCUGCCUGCUCAGAGCGCCAGCCACUCUACUCCAAGACUGGCCGCGGCCCGAGAACACACAAUGGCCUGCCUUCUCCAAAGAGACACCAUCGCUUCUCUGCACAGAACACCGGCUACUUUGAUUUUCUGUCUUAUGUGCCAGGACAGAAUCAAAAAAAAGACUUUCUUGUCUAGCAUUCAUCAAGAACU
Molecule: messenger RNA, 2861 nt
Organism: Ochotona curzoniae (black-lipped pika)
Lineage: Eukaryota; Metazoa; Chordata; Mammalia; Lagomorpha; Ochotonidae
Gene: KIF9
Product: kinesin family member 9
Exons: 21
Coding region: 38-2593 (851 amino acids)
Biological process (GO): microtubule-based movement
Molecular function (GO): ATP binding; microtubule binding; microtubule motor activity
Source: RefSeq, a predicted model, not a curated record